Chanos chanos (milkfish) is the source of this 1029-nucleotide messenger RNA. It is a transcript of the gene naa80, whose product is annotated as N-alpha-acetyltransferase 80, NatH catalytic subunit. Bases 1 to 1029 code for a protein of 342 amino acids. Gene Ontology annotation, molecular function: N-acetyltransferase activity; acetyl-CoA binding. NCBI's taxonomy places the organism in Eukaryota, Metazoa, Chordata, Actinopteri, Gonorynchiformes, Chanidae. The record is from RefSeq and is a predicted model, not a curated record. Gene Ontology annotation, biological process: protein acetylation. Gene Ontology annotation, cellular component: cytoplasm. The transcript has 3 exons.
AUGUCGAUGAUAAAUCUGGCACAAUCAUCAACGUAUCUGGCGGACAGGACAGAGAAGAAAGAUCGGAGUAACAUUUCGCCUUUGCUCCGUCCCGUGUCUAAUUUACGGGCUUUCCGACAAGUCGAGUUAAGGUGCGAUGGCGAGUUGCGUGUGGUGCCGCUGCAUGAACACUGGGACCAGCUGGAGGCGUGUGCCGAACUGUUAAACGAACAGUGGAAAAGGAGCAUUGGUGCCCGUGUGCAUUCCCUUAAACAAUCCUGCCAUGAGUUCCCUGUCUGCCUGCUUCUUAUGGAAGGAGGGCGUGGCCAAAGUAGACUGCUGGGCCACGCCCGUCUGUCUCGCGUGCUGGGCAGCCGAAGCCUGUUCGUGGAGUCGGUGGUGGUUUCGAGCGCGAAGCGCGGGAAGGGGUACGGCAGAGCCCUGAUGGAGGGGGUGGAGAACUACGCCCGUGGCAGGGGCUGUACGCGUCUGUGUCUGACGACCCAUGACAAGCAGCACUUUUAUGCACACCUGGGCUUUGUGUUGUCUACUCCAGUGCAGAAUGUUGGAGCUUUGGCCUCGUUCAUGCCCAUGGAGCUUCUACACAAGUUCUGCAGGACGUCAGAGAACCAAGGGGAAUCUGCCAGAUUGGCGUCUAGGCCUGUCUCAAAAACACCCAACCAAGGCCAACCUACUGCUCUCGCUCCAUCUUCAAAUGCUUUACUACCUCCUCCCCCUCCUCCUCCUCCACCUGCUCUCUCUCUGUCCUCUCCACUUCUGCCUCCCCCACCACCUCCUCCUGUUGCUCCUCCACCACCUCCUCCCCCUCCUGCUCCUUCUCUUUCCUCCCCUCCACCACCACCUCCCCCUCCUGCUCCUUCUCUUUCCUCCCCUCCACCACCUCCUCCUCCUCCUGCUCCUUCUCUUUCCUCCCCUCCACCACCUCCUCUCCAGCCUCAGUCUUGGACUCCAGUAGUUCAGACACUGGAGCAGACUCCAUACACAGACAACAGAGGUUUGCCCAUCUUCUGGAUGCACAAGGAUAUCUAA